UCAAGCGCACAGGAAGCGAUCGCAACCCGGAUCGGAUUGGAUCGCAUCGGAUCGUACAUAUAUAUAAAUAUAUAUACUCAACGGCGGCGAUCGCAUGCGGACAAAAAUUUAAAUGUAAUGCCAGACGCACAAUAAUAAUAGUAAAUACACACGUAAUUGGUCAUAUAUGUAGCUUCGCGUUUAAUAUCAGCGAGUGGAAGCCCGGUUAUUAAUAAACAAUAAAAUCGGACAUAAAGUGGGCCUAAACUAUAGUAGACAAGGUCAAAGACGUGCCAAAAGAAGAGCCAAAUAUAUAUUCACGAUGACGGCCAAAACGGAGGAUAAUGUACUGGAUCAGGACAGCCAGCAGGAGCAGGAGACAGUCACUACACCUGGCACUUCCAUAUCCACAUCCUCGGAGGCGGAAAUGGAGACGGCAACCGAAACUGAAACGGAAACUGAAGUUGGCGGUGCUGCGGCCACCAACGAACUUAGCGAAAUCUUCUUUGUGGAUAAUAAUCGAAGGAAGCAUAGCAUCAAGAUCCAGGUGAAACUCUGCCCGGAGGGUGUUUACCUGCGACGUGAAACGGACGAGGAUGAUCAUAUUAACGAGCAGCUCAUCAGGAUCGAUGAUAUUAUCGGUUCCCGGUUUGGACCACGUCUAAGGAAGCGUGCCCGCGGCGGUCUCAACUCCUGCAAGAAUCCCAAUGUGCAAACGGAGGAGGCAGCCCCCGAGCCGGAUAGCGACAAUAGCGCCUACCUGUAUAUAUAUGCAUAUUUGAAGAAGGAGAAGCCCUUGAGGCGGGUGCAAACCCUCAGGAUACUCCGCUUUCGUUCUAGCCAUGACUAUGCCGUCAAUCUACACACCGCCGAGCUGUGGCAUCGAACUAUAAGGCAGCACAAGAGGGGAAAUAAUACUGGUUCCAGUUCCUCCAGUCACAUAGGUGACUCCAGCAAACAGCUCCUGAUCCUGCUCAAUCCCAAAUCCGGUUCGGGCAAGGGUAGGGAACUCUUUCAAAAGCAAGUGGCACCGCUGCUCACCGAGGCGGAGGCGCAAUAUGAUCUGCAAAUAACCACGCAUCCACAAUAUGCCAAGGAGUUUGUGCGCACCAGGAAGGAUCUGCUGGAGCGCUAUUCGGGCAUUGUGGUGGCCUCCGGCGAUGGUUUAUUCUACGAAGUACUCAAUGGCUUGAUGGAACGCAUGGACUGGCGACGGGCUUGCCGUGAGUUACCACUGGGCAUUAUACCGUGCGGCUCUGGGAAUGGUCUGGCCAAGAGCGUGGCCCAUCACUGCAAUGAGCCAUACGAACCAAAGCCCAUUCUGCAUGCCACUCUCACCUGCAUAGCCGGCAAGAGCACACCCAUGGAUGUGGUCAGAGUGGAAAUUGCAUCAAGAGACAAGCAUUAUGUGAUGUACUCCUUCUUGUCGGUGGGUUGGGGUCUAAUCGCUGAUAUAGACAUUGAAAGCGAGCGCCUGAGAUCGAUUGGAGCCCAGAGAUUUACUUUGUGGGCCAUCAGAAGGUUGAUAACUCUAAGGACGUACAAGGGCAAGGUUUAUUACCAGCUGCCCAGUAAAAUAACAAAAGUGGAGCAGGCCAAAGAAGCCAAGGAAACUACCAAAAGGGCUGCCAACUUUACACCCACAAAUCCCAAUGCCGACGCCAGUGAGUUUCGCGAUUUACCCGAGGAGGAAGAAGGAGAAGAGGCGGAUGAACACUUCUCCGAUGCCAUAUCCCUGGAUAGAUCUGUGUACCGACAACAUGCCGAUAGCUGGCACUCGGCCAUGUCAAGGAGAACCGCCUACUAUUCCUUGGGCGGUCCCAGUCUCCGUUCCAAUCGCAGUCGCCUGAGUCUAAACCAACGAAUCGAGGCGGCCAAUGCUGAAUUUGCGGAAUUGGUGCCAUCGGGCACCAUUCCGGCUUUGAAUAUGCCCCUGGAGUCCAAAGACGGUUGGAUCUGUGAGGAUGGUGACUUUGUAAUGGUCCAUGCCGCCUACACCACACACUUGUCCUCCGAUGUCUUCUUUGCCCCGGAAUCCCGGCUGAGCGAUGGACUUAUCUACCUUGUGAUCAUCCGCAGUGGAGUGAGUCGUCAUCAGUUGCUAAACUUCAUGUUGAGCCUCAACACAGGCACCCAUUUGCCCAUUGGCGAUGAUCCGUUCAUCAAAGUGGUGGCCUGCCGGGCAUUCCGGAUCGAACCGCAGAGCUCCGAUGGCAUCUUGGUCGUCGAUGGCGAACGCGUCGACUAUGGACCCAUUCAGGCCGAGGUUAUGCCGGGUCUAAUCAAAGUGAUGACCACCAAUGGUCAGUAAUCGUUAUGAUAAGAGCUAUGUGGGACAGGGAUAGGGUAUAUAAGGUCAUGAUACCAAGUCAUCUUUCACAUUUAAAUAUAGAAAAAAGACAACACCUAACAAAGUAUAUAUAAAACGAGCAUGGGAAACAGAAAAAAAGUAUGGCGCUACGCAUCUUAUUGUCUCAAAGAACACUAUAGUUUGAUUUUCUGUACCAAAAAAUGGAUAGACACCAAUAAUAUAUAAAAAUCGAGCAUGGGAGCAGCUUUAAACAGUUAAAUUCGAGCGAAAAAAUGUAUAUGGCGUUACGCAUCUUAUUAUUUUCAUAUCGUCUCAAACGUUUGUAUCAAAAACGCUGCAUAAAAUAAAAUUUAAGCUUGAA
Molecule: messenger RNA, 2651 nt
Organism: Drosophila kikkawai
Lineage: Eukaryota; Metazoa; Arthropoda; Insecta; Diptera; Drosophilidae
Gene: Sk1
Product: Sphingosine kinase 1
Biological process (GO): sphingosine biosynthetic process; phosphorylation
Cellular component (GO): membrane; cytoplasm; intracellular membrane-bounded organelle
Source: RefSeq, a predicted model, not a curated record